UCAUUAUCACAUAGCUCAAACACUUUGAUCACAUCAAACAUUCUUAUACAUUAAUUUUUAUAUAUCCUUUUUGGUUGAAUAACAUUAUGGGUGUCACUACCUAUACACAUGAGACUACAACACCAGUUGCCCCUACUAGGUUAUUCAAAGCUUUGGUUCUUGAUUCUGACAACCUUGCACUUAAAUUGAUGCCACAAAUUGUUAACAACAUUGAGAUUGUUGAAGGUGAUGGUGGUGUUGGUAGCAUCAAGAAAAUGAACUUUGUUGAAGGUCAUCCAAUCAAAUACUUGAAGCACAAGAUCCAUGUUGUUGAUGACAAGAAUUUGGUGACCAAAUAUUCAAUGAUUGAAGGAGAUGUUCUUGGAGACAAACUAGAAUCUAUUUUCUAUGAUGUCAAAUUUGAAGCUGCUGGAAAUGGAGGAUGUGUUUGCAAAUCCAUAACUGAAUACCACACAAAGGGUGAUUAUGUGUUGAAGGAAGAAGAACACAAUGAAGGCAAAAAUCAAGGCAUGAAACUUUUCAAGAUUGUUGAAGCAUACCUCCUCGCCAAUCCUACUGUCUACGCUUAAGUUAUGAAAAAUGAAUCAGGUCCACACGUGAGAUAUAACGUGUUGUGACGUUGUGUAAUAGUUAAAUAAUAAAGUAUGCUCUCGUUAAAAAACCUAAUCAUACAGUUAUGAAGUGUGAUCAAGCCCUUUUAUAGUGUUUUUGUUGAUUGUGUGUUCUUUUCCAAGGUUGUUAUGGGAAGAACUUUAAUAAUUUACUAAGCUUUAAUUUGACUUAUCAAAAAUACUUGUAUCAAA
Molecule: messenger RNA, 803 nt
Organism: Capsicum annuum
Lineage: Eukaryota; Viridiplantae; Streptophyta; Magnoliopsida; Solanales; Solanaceae
Product: pathogenesis-related protein STH-2
Exons: 2
Coding region: 87-569 (160 amino acids)
Biological process (GO): defense response; abscisic acid-activated signaling pathway
Cellular component (GO): cytoplasm; nucleus
Molecular function (GO): abscisic acid binding; protein phosphatase inhibitor activity; signaling receptor activity
Source: RefSeq, a predicted model, not a curated record